Molecule: messenger RNA, 3174 nt
Organism: Closterium sp. Yama58-4
Lineage: Eukaryota; Viridiplantae; Streptophyta; Zygnematophyceae; Desmidiales; Closteriaceae
Source: the annotation of a GenBank genome assembly
AUGGGGUACAACAUUCUAGGGUUUGAUACAUGUACUCCUCAUGCUACUCAAUGCAACAUUCUCGUUCUAACUUUUCACAUGCCGCCCGCGACCCCACCGCCGCCCGUAGCGGCCCUGUCGCCCUUCGCGCCGCCCGCGACCUCGUCGCAGCAGCCGCCCGCGACCCCUUCGCCGCAGCCGCCCGCGACCCCGUCGCUACAGCCGCCCGCGACCCUGCUGUCGCAGCCGCCCGCGACCCUGCCCCCCGCGGCCGCCUGCGAUCCCGUCACCGUGGCCGCCCGCGGCUCCGUCGCAGCCGCCAGCGACCCCUGGCGUCGCAGCUGCCUGCGACCCCGUCGCCACACCCGUGCGACCCCGCCGCCCUUCGCGGCCCCGUCGCCACACCCUCGCGGCCCCGCCGAGCAGCCGAGCCGCCGAGACGCCGACGCCGCCGAGCCGCCGUUGCCACCGAGCUGCCGAGCCGCCGAGCCGCCACUGCCGCCGUGCUGCCGAGCCGCCGAGACGCCACUGCUGCGGAGCUGCCGAGCUGCUGAGCCGCCGAGCCGCCGUUCCUGCCGUCGUGGCCCUGUUCCCGCCGGCGCGCCUCGGUCCUUCUCGCCUGCCCGUGUCCUCACCUUUGACGCUGAGGGUCGGGCCAUUGACUUUGACGUCUGGGUAGAUGACCUGCAGCUUUUCCUACUGAGCGACAGAGCAGACGGCCUCUCCCUCUUUGACCUCACUUCUGGUGCCUCUCCUGCCCCUGCUGCUGAUGCUGACCCCAUUGUUUGCUCUCAGUGGGCCACGCGCGAUGCUGCUGCCCGCCUUGCUGUGCGCCGCCACUUGCCGACCGCUGAGCGUGCGCACUUUAGCCAGUACAAGAGUGCUAAGACCUUGUACGACGCUGUAGUUGCUCGCUACUCUUCCCCUGCCACUGCUGCGCUUAGCCGCCUCAUCCUACCGUACCUCUUCCCUGACCUCGCCGCUUUUCCCACUGUCGCUGACCUCAUUACGCACCUUCGCACUAGUGACACUCGCUACCGCGCUGCGCUUCCUGCUGAGUUCUGCGCCAAGAACCCCCCCCCCAUGUACAUCACCCUCUACUACAUAGUCACCCGGCUCCCUGACACCCUUCGCCCGGUCAGGGACCACUUCCUCUCUGUUUGCCCCACCACCCUCACCGUUGACCUCCUCGAGGAGCGCCUUCUAGCGGCAGAGAAGAGCAUAGUCGCAGUAGGUGCCUCUCGUGGUGACCCUCGUACCCCUGUCUUUGAGGGGUGCUCCCCCUCUCCCCUCCUGCCCUCUGUUGCCUCUGCUGCUGCGGCCGACCUCGUUGGUCUUGAGUCGGUCGCUGCGGCGUCUGCCCCUAGCGGGAGACGCCGCCCUGGCAAGGGCAAGGGGGGCAAGGGUGCUGGAGGAGCUGGAGGGGGCGGUGGAGGCGGAGGUGGAGGUGGUGGAGGGGGUGGGGGUGGCGGUGGGGGUGGUGGCGGGGGUGGGGGCGUCGGUGGCGGGACUGGAGGUGGAGGUGGAGGCGGCGCUAGCGGUGGGAGCGGAGGUGGCGGAGGUGGCGGUCCUGGAGGUGGUAGCGGCGGAGGCGGUGGUCUUGGUCGGGGUGGCGCUGCGCAGAGGGGUGGCUCCGGUGGUGGUGCGCGCCAGCAGCAGCAGCAGCAGCGUACCCGUGAGACCCCUUCCCCCCAGCAGCUUCGUGAGUGGUACGCUGCUCGUCAGCGGGGCGGGGGUGCUGGCCCCUGUACCUACGUUCUCCGUACCGGCGACCGGGCGGGUGAGCAGUGUGGGGGCGCGCACCCCACCCAGCGCUGCUUCGGUCGUCUGACGGACGCGUGGCGCCACCAGUUCCCCGACGCUACUGAGAUCCCUCGCUGGGGCGAGCUGUCUAGGGCGGGUGUUGCGAUCUAUGAUCUUGAUUUUGAUGCUAUUCUUGCUGCCAUGUAUGCUGUGACUAUUAGUGAUGAGGGUGACUGUUACCGGUGUUUCCCGCCUGACCCAGGCAUAGAGGCUGCUGCGCUAGGUGCUUGUGAGGCUGCUGCUCUAGGUGCCAGUGCGUCUGCCGCCCCAGGUGCCGGUGAGUUUGCGCUCUCAGGUGCUGCGUCGUCACCGGACACCCACACCUUCACCCUUGACUCGGGUGCUUCCCGCUCCUUCUUUCGAGACUGCACCACUCUCACACCGCUCAGUCGGCCUGUUGCGGUCUCACUGGCAGACCCUUCUGGGGGUCCUGUCCUUGCUCACUACUCCACUGUCCUACCGUGUCCGGCGGUCCCGUCUGGCUCCCUGUCGGGUCUCUACCUCCCCUCGUUCUCUACGAACUUGGUUGCGGGUGCUGACCUCCAGGAUGCAGGAGUUGACCAGUUCACCCCUGCGCGUCAGCGGGUGACCCACUGCACUUGUGCGGACACGGGCCGACACUUGGCCACGUUUGCUCGUCGGCCAGGGUCGAGCCUGUACACACUGACUACCGAGUCUCCUCCGGUCACUGAGUCUGCUCAGGUCGCAGCGUCGGGUCAGAUGUUUGCUGCGGCGUCCAGGUCUGGUCCUGAGUCUGCCCCCUGCUCGUGUCGUCUCCUGUCCCACCGGACUCUCCUCUGGCACCACCGCCUUGGUCACCCCUCCCUGCCUCGUCUUCGAGGCAUGGCUUCCCGUCUUCUUGUCUCCGGCCUCCCCCGGUCCCUCCCUCCUCUUCCUCCGGGGCCUGCCCCCACCUGCGUUCCCUGCGUCGAGGGGCGGCAGCGCGCUGCCCCUCACUCCUCCGAGUUUCCUCCGACAGAGGCUCCGCUGCAGACGCUUCACAUGGACGUGUGGGGCCCAGCCCGCGUCCGUGGGCAGGGUCAGGAGCGCUACUUCCUGCUGGUGGUUGACGACUACUCGCGUUACACCGCAGUCUUCCCCUUGCGCAGCAAGGGUGACGUCACUGAGGUGUUGAUCGCCUGGAUCCGCGCAGCUCGUCUCCAGCUCCAGGAGAGUUUCGGCUCCGACUUUCCUGUUCGGCGUCUGCACUCCGACAGAGGCGGAGAGUUCUCCUCUGACCUUCUGCGGGCCUUCUGUCGCGCACGAGGCAUCCGCCAGACCUUCACGCUUCCGGACUCUCCGCAGCAGAAUGGGAUUGCUGAGCGCCGCAUCGGCAUGAUCAUGGACGUCGCUCGUACGUCCAUGAUCCAUGCGGCUGCUGUUAAAUUGUAA